AAAUCACAACCUUAGUAUUAUUUCCUCCUCUCUCUUCCCCUCCCUCCCUUCCCUCUUCGUCCCUCCUCCCCUCCCCCCCGCCGCGAUCGAGACGGCGGCGAAACCAACACCGGAAUCCGAGGGGGGAUCCGCCGCGGCUUCGCUACCCUAGCCCCCGCCCCUUCUCGAAUCCGCGCCCUAAAAUCCCCUUUGCCUCCCCACCCCACCCCCGGGCGCGCCGCCAUCCCCCCCCGCCCCCGCGAGCCCCUCCCGAUGGAUUUGGAUCUGUGGAUCUCUAAGGUGAAGGAGGGCCAGCACCUCGCCGAGCACGAGCUCCAGUCCCUCUGCGAAUACGUGAAGGAGAUCCUCAUCGAGGAGUCCAACGUGCAGCCAGUGAACAGCCCGGUGACCGUGUGCGGAGACAUCCAUGGGCAGUUCCAUGACCUGAUGAAGCUCUUCGCGACUGGGGGGCAUGUGCCCGAGACGAAUUAUAUUUUCAUGGGUGAUUUUGUAGACCGCGGCUUCAACAGUCUGGAGGUCUUCACCAUUCUGUUGCUACUAAAAGCGAGGUACCCUGCACACAUAACGCUUCUGCGUGGAAAUCAUGAAAGCAGACAGUUGACACAGGUGUAUGGUUUCUACGAUGAGUGCCAAAGGAAGUAUGGGAAUGCGAAUGCAUGGCGGUAUUGCACCGAUGUUUUUGACUACCUUACUCUUUCAGCAAUCAUUAAUGGCACGGUUCUUUGUGUUCAUGGUGGACUUUCUCCUGAUGUGCGCACUGUUGAUCAGAUUCGGACGAUUGAUCGCAAUUGUGAAAUUCCUCAUGAAGGUCCUUUCUGUGAUCUAAUGUGGAGUGACCCUGAAGAAAUAGAGACAUGGGCUGUUAGCCCUCGUGGAGCUGGUUGGCUUUUUGGAUCACGAGUGACAGCUGAGUUCAACCAUAUUAACAAUCUCGAUCUAGUUUGCCGAGCUCACCAGCUGGUUCAGGAAGGCUUAAAGUACAUGUUUCAGGACAAAGGCCUUGUAACUGUGUGGUCCGCUCCUAAUUAUUGCUACAGAUGUGGAAAUGUUGCUUCUAUACUAAGCUUCAGUGAGACAAUGGAAAGAGAGGUCAAAUUCUUCACAGAGACAGAGGAGAAUAACCAGAUGCGAGGACCGAGGACUGCUGUCCCAUAUUUCCUCUGACUUCAUCAAUUGUACAAUUUUAGAAGUCAUGUUUUUAUCUGUAAGGGUUAAAGAUGAAGCAGACCUAUUUAUUGUUGUAGGUCCAGGUCAUAGUGCAAUCUAAUGCGUAUGAUUUUUCUGUUCUUUUAACCACAUGUACAAUAGACCAUUUGGAGUGUCAUCACUCCUGUAUUCCUUCUGUGGCGUUGUCAAGUUUUGUUUCUGAUUUAUUUCGGGUCGACACAGUUUGCCACACAGGAGGUUUGGGCCGUUAUUGUGUUAUAUUUGCAGCUACAGCUUCCCACUCACGUGAUCA
Molecule: messenger RNA, 1459 nt
Organism: Oryza sativa Japonica Group (Japanese rice)
Lineage: Eukaryota; Viridiplantae; Streptophyta; Magnoliopsida; Poales; Poaceae
Product: phytochrome-associated serine/threonine-protein phosphatase
Cellular component (GO): cytoplasm
Molecular function (GO): protein serine/threonine phosphatase activity
Source: RefSeq, a predicted model, not a curated record